Molecule: messenger RNA, 9310 nt
Organism: Equus quagga
Lineage: Eukaryota; Metazoa; Chordata; Mammalia; Perissodactyla; Equidae
Gene: LRRK1
Product: leucine rich repeat kinase 1
Exons: 34
Coding region: 270-6314 (2014 amino acids)
Biological process (GO): protein phosphorylation
Molecular function (GO): protein kinase activity; ATP binding; protein binding
Source: RefSeq, a predicted model, not a curated record
GGCCCGGCGCGCGCUGCCCGAGGCGCGGGGGGCGGAGGGCAGUGGCACGGCCAGGCCCCGACCCGCUGGUGUCCCCCCGGCCAGGCCCGCGCGCCCAGCCCCGCGUCCUGGAGCGCCCGCGGCCCUGCCCCGCCGCCGCCGCCGCAGAACGAGACAGCUUUCUGCUCAGCCAUGACUGUGUGUCCGUGCUUUAGUCCAACCCUUGGGCAGCGGCGGAGGCAGUGACCACAGCCAGAACUGACUUGGGAGAGCGACCACCCUGGGGGUUGAUGGCUGGCAUGUCGCAGCGACCACCCAGCAUGUACUGGUGUGUGGGGCCGGAGGGGUCAGCCGUGUGUCCAGAACGCGCCAUGGAGACGCAUCACGGUGCUGGGGACAUGGGCAGCAAACCAUCCACGCCAGGCGGUGAUCCAACAGUGCAAUGCCCUGGAACAGAAGGCAUUCACGCCGCAUACAAGCAAGGAGACCCCAGCAGAGCCCGGCACCUGCUCAGAGAGGCUUGUGAUGAGAGCACGUCCCAGCUGGAAAAGGGCCAGCUUCUGAGCAUCUCAGCGGCCUAUGGGGAUCUGGAGACCGUCCGGUAUCUUCUCACCGAGAGGCGGGUACAGCUGCCAACAGAGCCCACCGAUGACAACCCAGCCGUGGUAGCAGCGCAUUUUGGGCACACUGACAUCGUGCAGGAAUUACUCGAGUCUUUGCCAGGUCACUGCAGCCCCCAGCGGCUGCUGAACUGGAUGCUGGCCUUGGCUUGCCAGCGAGGCCACCUGGGGGUGGUGAAGCUCCUUGUCCUGACGCACGGGGCUGACCCGGAGAGCUACGCGGUCAGGAAGAACGAGUUCCCGGUCAUCGUGCGCUUACCCCUCUAUGCGGCCAUCAAGUCAGGGAAUGAAGACAUUGCCAUAUUCCUGCUUCGGCAUGGGGCUUUUUUCUGCUCCUACAUCUUAUUGGACAGUCCUGACCCCAGCAAACAUCUCCUCAGGAAGUAUUUCAUUGAAGCUAGUGCCUUGCCCAGCAGUUGUCCGGGAAAGAUGCCUCUUCGUGUGAAAUGGUCCCACCUCAAGUUGCCCUGGGUGGAUCUAGACUGGCUCAUAGACAUCUCCUGCCAGAUCACGGAGCUGGACCUUUCUGCCAACUGCCUGGCUUCCCUCCCCUCGGUCAUCCCCUGGGGACUCAUCAACCUCCGGAAGCUGAACCUCUCAGACAACCACCUGGGGGAACUGCCCAGUGUGCAGUCAUCAGAUGAGAUCAUCUGUUCCAGGCUGCUAGAAGUUGACAUUUCCAGCAACAAGCUGUCCCAUCUCCCGCCAGGAUUCUUGCACCUCUCAAAACUUCAAAAACUGACAGCGUCAAAAAAUUAUUUAGAAAAAUUGUUUGAAGAAGAAAGUGCCACUAACUGGAUUGGUUUGCGGAAGCUACAGGAACUCGAUAUUUCUGACAAUAAAUUGACAGAACUCCCUGCGCUUUUCCUUCAUUCUUUCAAAUCACUCAAUUGUCUGAAUGUCUCUAGAAACAACCUGAAGGUGUUUCCAGAAGCCUGGGCCUGCCCUUUGAAAUGUUGUAAAGCAUCCAAAAACGCCCUGGAAUCUCUGCCAGACAAAAUGGCCAUCUUUUGGAAAAAUCAUCUUAAGGAUGUCGAUUUCUCAGAAAACGAACUCAAAGAAGUUCCCCUGGGGCUUUUUCAGCUCGACACCCUCAUGUUCUUGAGGUUACAGGGAAACCAGCUGGUGGCACUGCCACCUCAAGAGAAGUGGACCUGCAGACAACUCAAAACACUGGAUCUCUCCAGAAACCUGUUCGGCAAAAAUGAAGACGGACUUAAAACAAAGCGGAUUUCCUUUUUCACCACCAGAGGCCGCCAGCGUUCAGGGACUGAGCCAGCAUGCGUGCUAGAAUUUCCAGCCUUCCUAAGUGAGUCUUUGGAAGUCCUUUGUCUGAACGACAAUCACCUGGACAUAGUCCCGCCCUCAGUUUGCCUACUGAAGAGCUUAUCAGAACUCUACUUGGGGAACAACCCUGGCCUCCGGGAGCUCCCUCCCGAGCUGGGGCAGCUGGGCAACCUGUGGCAGUUGGACGUUGAAGACCUGAACAUCAGCAACGUGCCUGCAGAGAUCAGAAAAGAAGGCCCCAAAGCAAUGUUGUCUUACCUGCGUGCCCAGCUGCGGAGAGCGGAGAAGUGCAAGCUGAUGAAGAUGAUCAUUGUGGGUCCUCCGCGCCAGGGCAAGUCCACCCUCCUGGAGAUCUUGCAGACGGGGAGGGCCCCCCAGGUGGUGCACGGCGAGGCCACCAUCAGGACCACCAAGUGGGAGCUCCAGAGGCCAGCUGGCUCGAGAGCCAAGGUUGAGUCCGUGGAGUUCAACGUCUGGGACAUCGGCGGGCCCGCCAGCAUGGCCACGGUCAACCAGUGCUUCUUCACGGAUAAGGCCCUGUAUGUGGUAGUCUGGAACCUGGCGCUGGGGGAGGAGGCUGUGGCCAACCUCCAGUUCUGGCUGCUCAACAUCGAGGCCAAGGCCCCAAACGCCGUGGUGCUGGUCGUCGGAACACACCUGGACUUGAUCGAAACCAAGUUCCGUGUGGAGAGAAUCGCGACACUGCGGGCCUACGUGCUGGCGCUCUGCCGCUCGCCCUCCGGGUCCAGGGCCACCGGCUUCCCAGACAUCACCUUCAAACACUUACACGAGCUUUCCUGUAAGAGCCUGGAAGGUCAGGAAGGGCUGCGACAGCUGAUCUUCCACGUCACGUGCAGCAUGAAGGACGUGGGCAGCACCAUCGGCUGCCAGCGACUUGCCGGGAGGCUGAUCCCCAGGAGCUACCUGAGCCUCCAGGAGGCUGUGCUGGCGGAGCAGCAGCGACGCAGCCUGAGCGACGACGUGCAGUACCUGACUGACAGGCAGUUGGAGCAGCUGGUGGAGCAGACGCCCUGCAACGACAUUAAGGACUACGAGGACCUGCAGUCCGCCAUCAGCUUCCUCAUAGAAACUGGCACCCUACUCCACUUCCCGGACACCAGCCACGGCCUGAGGAACCUCUACUUCCUCGACCCCAUUUGGUUGUCCGAAUGUCUGCAGAGGAUCUUCAACAUCAAGGGCUCCCGGUCGGUGGCCAAGAAUGGGGUCAUCCGGGCGGAGGACCUCAGGAUGCUCCUGGUCGGGACUGGCUUCACGCAGCAGACAGAAGAGCAGUACUUCCAGUUCCUGGCCAAGUUCGAGAUCGCCCUGCCCGUCGCCAAUGACAGCUAUCUCCUGCCACAUCUCCUUCCAUCCAAACCUGGCCUGGACACCCACGGCAUGCGGCACCCCACGGCCAACACCAUUCAGAGGGUGUUUAAGAUGAGCUUCGUUCCCGUUGGCUUCUGGCAAAGGUUUAUAGCACGGAUGCUGAUCAGCUUGGCAGAGAUGGACCUCCAGCUUUUUGAAAACAAGAAGAAUACUAAAAGCAGACACAGGAGAGUCACCAUUUACAGUUUUACAGGAAACCAGAGAAAUCGCUGCAGCACAUUCAGAGUGAAAAGAAAUCAGACCAUCUAUUGGCAGGAAGGGCUCCUGGUCACUUUUGACGGGGGCUACCUCAGUGUGGAAUCCUCGGAUGUGAACUGGAAAAAGAAAAAAAGCGGAGGAAUAAAAAUCAUUUGCCAAUCAGAAAUGAGGGACUUCUCAGCGAUGGCUUUUAUCACAGACCAUGUCAAUUCCCUGAUCGAUCAGUGGUUUCCCGCCCUGACGGCCACGGAGAGUGAUGGGACGCCACUCAUGGAGCAGUACGUGCCCUGCCCAGUCUGCGAGAGCUCCUGGGCCCAGCACGCUGACCCAAGUGAGAAAUCGGACAGUGUGCAGUACUUCGACAUGGAGGACUGUGUGCUGACGGCCAUCGAGCGGGACUUCAUCUCCUGCCCCAGACACCCCGACCUCCCUGUGCCUCUCCAGGAGCUGGUCCCUGAGCUGUUCAUGACCGACUUCCCAGCCAGGCUUUUCCUGGAGAACAGCAAGCUGGAACACAGCGAGGACCAGAGCAGCGUCCUGGGCCAGGGUGGGAGCGGCACCGUCAUCUAUCGGGCCCGGUACCAGGGCCAGCCUGUGGCUGUGAAGCGAUUCCAGAUCAAGAAAUUCAAAAACUUCGCUAAUGUCCCAGCAGACACCAUGCUGAGGCACCUGCGGGCCACGGACGCCAUGAAGAACUUCUCGGAGUUCCGGCAGGAGGCCAGCAUGCUGCACGCCCUGCAGCACCCCUGCAUCGUGUCGCUCAUCGGCAUCAGCAUCCACCCGCUCUGCUUUGCCCUGGAGCUCGCCCCGCUGGGCAGCCUCAACACCGUGCUGUCGGAGAAUGCCAAAGAUUCUUCCUUUAUGCCCCUGGGACACAUGCUCACCCAAAAAAUAGCCUACCAGAUUGCCUCCGGCCUGGCCUACCUGCACAAGAAAAACAUCAUCUUCUGUGACCUGAAGUCUGACAACAUUCUGGUCUGGUCUCUCGACGUCAAGGAACACAUCAACAUCAAGCUGUCGGACUACGGGAUCUCACGGCAGUCAUUUCACGAGGGUGCCCUCGGCGUGGAGGGCACUCCUGGCUACCAGGCCCCAGAGAUCAGGCCUCGCAUAGUGUAUGAUGAGAAGGUAGACAUGUUCUCCUAUGGAAUGGUGCUCUAUGAGUUGCUGUCGGGACAGCGGCCCGCGCUGGGCCACCACCAGCUGCAGAUUGCCAAGAAGCUGUCCAAGGGCAUCCGCCCAAUCCUGGGGCAGCCGGAGGAGGUGCAGUUCCAUCGGCUCCAAGCUCUCAUGAUGGAGUGCUGGGACACGAAGCCUGAGAAGCGACCACUGGCCUUGUCGGUAGUGAGCCAGAUGAAGGACCCGACCUUUGCAACCUUCAUGUACCAGCUGCCCUGCGGGAAGCAGACCGCCUUCUUCUCAUCCCAGAGCCAGGAGUAUACAGUGGUGUUCUGGGAUGGGAAGGAGGAGUCCAGGAACUACACAGUGGUGAACACAGAGAAGGGCCUCCUGGAAGUGCAGCGGAUGAGCUGUCCAGGAAUGAAGCUGAGCUGCCAGCUCAAGGUCCAGAGCUCUCUGUGGACAGCCACUGAGGACCAGAAGAUCUACAUCUACAGCCUCAAGGGCAUGUGUCCCUUAAACACGCCCCAGCGGGCUUUGGACACUCCGGCUAUCGUCACCUGCUUCUUGGCAGUGCCUGUUAUAAAAAAGAAUUCCUACCUGGUGCUGGCGGGUCUGGCUGACGGGCUUGUGGCAGUGUUUCCAGUGGUGCGGGGUAUCCCAGAUGACAGCUGUUCCUACCUGUGCUCACACACAGCCAACAGGUCCAAGUUCAGCAUCCCAGAUGAAGAUGCACGGCAGAACCCCUACCCCGUGAAGGCCAUGGAGGUGGUCAACAGUGGAUCCGAGGUCUGGUACAGCAAUGGGCCAGGCCUGCUGAUCAUCAACUGUGCGGCCCUGGAGAUCAGCAGGCGGCUGGAACCCUACUCGGCCCCUUCAGUGGUCACGUCAGUCGUGUGCAGCUCUGAGUGCACGGGGGAGGAGGUGGUCUGGUGCCUGGACGACAAGGCCAACUCCUUGGUGAUGUACCAUUCAGCCACCUACCAGCUGUGUGCCCGGUACUUCUGCGGGGACCCCAGUCCCCUCAGGGACAUGUUUCCUGUGCGCCCAUUGGGCCCAGAGUCCCCAGACAGCCACGUGGCCAGCCUGAAGGAGCCAGAGGGGGACUUCAUCGCGGACGUGAGCAUCAUGUACAGCGAGGAGCUGGGCACACAGAUCCUGACCCACCAGGACUCGCUGACUGACUACUGCUCCAUGUCCUCCUACUCCUCGUCCCCACCCCACCGGGUCCCCAUGUCCUCCUCAAGCCUGCCCUGCUCCCCAGCAAGCUCCUCCAGCAUGCCUUUCUCCACCGACUACGAGGACUCUGAGCGGCUGCACGGGCCCACCGGGGGUUCCGACAGGUCUGAGCACGACCUGACCCCUGUGGAUGGGGAGGCCUUCAGCCAGCACCUGCAGGCUGUGAAGGUCCUUGCCGUGAAAGAUGUCAUCUGGGUCCCCAGGCACGGUGGAGAUGUUAUCGUCAUUGGCCUGGAGAAGGAUGCAGGCAGCCAGAGGGGACGAGUCAUUGCCGUCUUAAAAGCCCGCGAGCUGACUCCGCAUGGGGUGCUCAUGGAUGCGGCCGUGGUGGCAAAGGACACAGUUGUGUGCGGCUUUGAGAAUGAAAACAUGGAGUGGUGCCUGGCUGUCUGGCGGGGCUGGGGCACCAGGGAGUUUGAUGUUUUCUACCAGUCCUACGAGGAGCUGGGCCGACUGGAGGCUUGCAUGCGGAAGAGAAGGUAAUUCCUGUGGAAUGACAGUGGCUCGGAGUUGGCCCAGCCGGGCCAGUGGCCUGACCCCUCCGCCUGCAGCGCAGCCCUCUGAGGACCCAGAAGAUGGACCAGAUUCUCCCAUCAACCACGUGCUGCUAAGAAAUGCUGAGAAGUGACCACCCUGGUGGUGGUUCAGGGGUUCUCUGCUUCUCCAGGACAGUUACCUGGAGACCCCCAUUCCCCCACUGCUGGUUUUACACCCCAAGGGAAGACGAUGGGGUCUGGUCGGCAGAAACUCCCUCUGCCUCCUCCAUCCACUUCCAAGAGUAGGGGGGGACCCCAUUCGGGACUGGGUCACACAAAGGGGAGGCUGGCCUUCCCAGUAUAAAGGGUCUGCCCAUUUUCCUCCCCAGGUCUGGGAUGGAAUUACACUCAAGGCUCUCAGUUGGGGAGCAGUUCGGGGCAGGGUGAGAGGAGGGCCGUGACCCCUGCCCCUUCUCCCCUCGGCCCCCAGGCUCUCAGCACAUUUCACAAGAUCCUGAGUCCCUGGGGCCCAGGGCUCCGCUUGGGCAAGCUGAGAUCAGAUGUCUCCCACUUAGGAAAGUCUGUGUGAGAAACUCUCAGAAGGACCCUCGGCAAGGAGCACUGCCCAAUCUGGGGAUGAAUGGGUUCCUUUAAGUGACACAGCCGAAAGCCAAGGCUAGCUCAGUGCCGAGAACACCAGCUCAGCCUUCACGUCCUCCUGCCGACAAAAGGAAGGAGAAUCCGAGUUGGCAGGACCGGAGAAGGGGCCUUGUGUUUAUAGCUUUGUAAAAUAAACUCGGACGCAGCUGGAGCACAAGCCCUGUUUGUUUGCACAUAAUAAUCUUGUUUAUCAUUUUAACAAAUUAAGAGUAUCUCAGUGGUCAGGCCUCUGGUUGUGAAAUCACAUCGUAUGGGGCUUAUACCAAAUUAUGUAUUUGCUAGACAUUUACUACACACAUGUAGAGCAGAGAUAAAAAGGAAACUGUUAAGGGGGGGUUAUAGGUCCCACGACACAAAUUUUUAUAAGUUACAUGCACACACGCCUACACACACACACACACACACGUAUCCACCUCAUUACAAGAGUCACCAUUUGACCCAGAACAGGGGUUUGAAUGUGAGAUCAUACUCCAGUUCAAGUUGUUGACCUUUUUCUAAAAUUAAAUUAUAAAAAUCCAACUUAAGAUUUGCUGGGGUAUGCGGGCAAAUAUGAUUCCUUUUAUCUGAAAAUAAACAGAGUCUCUCAAGAAUGGAGUCAUGGCUUCCGUCUGUAAAGUGCUUGUAAUUACCGCACAGGCUCCAUCCCACCCAGGCCCACCAUGGCCCAGGGUGAUGGCUGCCCCUCCCUGGCCCACAGCUGCUCCCGUGCAGGCUGCCCACAGCAGUUCCCGUGGGCAGAGAUGGCCGCUUUGUCAGGCCCCCCGCUUCCUUUUACUAGCCUGGGCACCGACUUCCAGGGGGCCGAGGGUCUAUGCCUCCUGCCCACUUCACCACAGUCCCCACCCUGCUCCCUCAGCAGUGCUCUGCCCCUCUUCUCAUCCCAGCACCCCUCAGCUGCCCAGUUAACCCCCCAAAUGCCAACUGGAUCCUGUCCCUCCCAUACCCCACACCUGCGCUCUCCGUCACCUGCAGCCAGGCUGCUCUGCCCACACUCAAGGCUGCCACGAUCCGGUCCCCACCUGCCUUUCUGACCUCACCUCCUCCUGUCCCUGAGCAAAGCCCGGCCCCAGGCCCAAGCUGCUGGGGGAGAGGCCCACAUUCAGCCCAUGGCCUCCCAGAGCCAGCUUGGGGAACGUCUUCCCAAAAGUUAGAAACCAGACAGGAAAUGGUUAAUGAACUUGACUACAUAAAAAUUAGAAACUUACGUGGAGAAACUGUCACAAAGUCAAAAGAUGAACAGUCAACUGGGAAAAAAUAUUUGUGGCAAAUGAGAGACAAAUAGCUCAUUUAUCUUGUAUCCAAAGAGAUUUUACAUCUCAGUAAAAAAGAGAAAACCCACUAGGAAAACAGCGGACACGAGUGAGCAACUGAACCGCAAAGACAGGCCCAUAGCCAUCAACACUCAACCUCAGCCAGCAGUGAGGAGAUAGUCACAAAACAGCAAUCAACUGCCAUUUACUACGCUCGUGUUGGCAAAUGUUAAAUAGUCAGCAAUUACUUACUUAACACCUACUAAGUGUCAGGCACUGUCCCUGGGACACAGUGAUAAUCUAACAGACAAGAAUCUCUGCUUUUAGGAGCUCACUUCUAGUGGAUGGAGAUGACAACGAACACACAAAUGAGAUGAUGGAGCUAGGAGACCAUAAAGACCAUAAAGUCGGGAAGUCAGGAGCUAAUGACCGAGGGGGCUGCUACAUUUAGCUGAGGCUGGGCAAGGCAUGAAGAGGUACCACUUGAGAAUGGUGAAGAGAGACAGAGGCAUGUGGAGAUCUGAGGGCACUAGGUGGAAGGACCCACAUAUGCAAAGGCCCUGUGGUGGAAAUAAGCUGCUGUGUGGGAGGGGUGAAUGAAAGUCUGGCGUGGCUGGAGUGUUGUGAAGAAGGGGUGCUCAGGGGCUGGCUAGGCACCUCACUAUAGGCAUGGGUCCCCGGCAAAGCUAUUGGCAGUUUUAAACAGGGGUGUUAGAUGGUUGUCUUUAAAAAUCACUUUGACUGCUCAGUAGAAGAUGGACUGAAAGGAAGGCAGUCUACCUUGGGCCCACCCCUUAGAGGGCAUUUUGACUGUAUCCAUAAAAUUUCAGAUGCACUUGAACUUUGAUCUAGCAGUCCCACUAAGUAUUUGACCCCGACAUAUCUGGAAAAUGCCCAAAGAUACAGAGCAAGAAUGUCAUUGCAGCGUCGCUUAUAAUGGCCCCAAUAUAUAAUGGUCUCAGUUAUAUAUUGAGGAGACAACCUAGACCUCUAUCAAGAAGGAAGUCAGAAUGCCCGUACCUCCAACAAUGGCACACUCUGCAGCCCUCCGGGGCGGUGCUGACAGUGCUGGUCUGAAAGGUUCUCUGAGGUA